Messenger RNA from Dermatophagoides farinae (American house dust mite), 4269 nucleotides. RefSeq lists its product as uncharacterized. The record is from RefSeq and is a predicted model, not a curated record. Lineage: Eukaryota; Metazoa; Arthropoda; Arachnida; Sarcoptiformes; Pyroglyphidae.
CAAAAAAUAUUAUUGGAACGAUGGUCAUACCAUCAUCAUCUGGUAUGAUGGCAACAAAAUCGUCAAAAUUACAACAACCACAUCAAUCAUUAAAACAACAACAACAACAAACAUUACAAUCAAUAUCGACAAUAUCAACAUUACAGCCGAAAUUAAAAUUACCAAUACAGACAAUAUUGCCACCGAUACCAUCUGUAAAGAAAAAACCAAUUUUACCGGAAUUAUCACCACAAGCUGGUUGGAUACCAUCGAAAAUUUUACCAUUCGAUAGUGUAAGGAUACCAAAAUUGAAAUCUCAAUCGAUGGCUACUGCUGCAUCAUCGAAAUUAUCAUCAACAACAACAUCUAUGGAUGUACAUUCAUCAUCAUCAUCAUCAUCAUCAUCAGCAUCGACACCAACAACUUCCAAUGAACAGCAAUCAUUAUCAUCAACAACCAUAUCUACAAUAUCAACAAUUGUUUCGCCACAAUCAAAGGCUAAAAAUAUUUUAUCAUCAAAAAUUGUACCAAAUUUAUCCGGUAUUGUUGUACCAUUGAAUAAUAAUAAUAAUAAUGUAAUGCCUGUUGUUCAACCUGGUCAACCGAAACCGAUUUCAUCGAUCAAAUCAGUUCCAGUUCCGGUUGCUGCAUCGACAGCCAUCCAACCGAAUGCCGUUGCACCAAUGUCAGCAACAAAAGCAAAAAAUAGUACUAGUGGUAGUGAUUUAGAUACCAGUGCAUCGUUUUCAUUACCCAUGAUGGAUAAGGGUAUUAUGGGUAAAAUUCAAAUGUUUCAAAAUUUAUUUGGAAGUUUAAUGAAUAAAGGCGGUGGCGGUGGAAAAUGUAAGCCUAAAUGUGCGAAAAUGAAAGGCUAUGGAAAAAUGAAAAUGUCGGUAAUGCCUGGUCUGGGCGAUAAACAAGCCGAACGUGAAGUUAAAAAAUAUGUUGAUGAAAACACAUUGGCCAUGUUGUUGAUGAAAGCUGUUGCUACAAGUGGUAAAGGCAAAGGCAAAGGAAAAGGAAAAGGUGGCCGAGGUGGUAAGGGAAAAAGUGGUGGUUACAAAGCAGGAAAAUCUGGCGGCGGUGGUGGUGGUUAUAAUUCCGGCGGUGGUGGUGGUUAUAAUUCCGGUGGUGGUGGCGGUUAUAAUUCCGGUGGUGGUGGUGGUUAUAAUUCCGGUGGUGGUGGUGGUUAUAAUUCCGGUGGUGGCAGUGGAUAUAGCAAUGGAAAUAUGCAAGGCGGUUAUAACUCAGGAAAUAUGGGCAGCGGUUACAAUUCCGGUAACUCGGGUGGUGGAAAUUAUGGCUCAGGGAAUAUGGGCGGUAAUGCCGGUGGUUACGAUUCCGGGAAUAUGAACGGAGGGGGUGGUUACAAUUCCGGUAACACUGGUGGCGGUUAUAGCUCGGGAAAUAUGGGCGUUAGUGCCGGUGGUUACGAUUCUGGCAACUCGGGUGGUGGAAAUUAUGGCUCAGGGAAUAUGGGCAGCGGUUACGAUUCUGGAAAUAUGAACGGAGGGGGUGGUUACAAUUCCGGUAACACUGGUGGCGGUUAUAGCUCUGGAAAUAUGGGCGGAAAUUCUGGCGGUUACGAUUCUGGUAGCUCGGGUGGUGGCUAUAGCUCUGGAAGUGUGGGCGGUAGUUCUGGCGGUUAUGAUUCCGGCAACACUGGUGGUGGUUAUAGCUCUGGAAAUAUGGUCGGAAAUUCUGGCGGUUACGAUUCUGGUAACUCUGGUGGUGGCUAUGGCUCUGGAAAUGUCGGUGGUAGUUCUGGCGGUUACGAUUCUGGUAACUCUGGUGGUGGCUAUAGCUCUGGAAAUGUCGGUGGUAGUUCUGGCGGUUACGAUUCUGGUAGCUCGGGUGGUGGCUAUAGCUCUGGAAAUGUGGGCGGUAGUUCUGGUGGUUACGAUUCUGGUAACUCGGGUGGUGGUUAUAGCUCUGGAAAUAUGGGCGGAAAUUCUGGCGGUUACGAUUCUGGUAACUCUGGUGGCGGUUAUAGCUCUGGAAAUAUGGGCGGUAAUUCCGGUGGUUACGAUUCUGGUAACACUGGUGGUGGUUAUAGCUCUGGAAAUAUGGGCGGAAAUUCUGGCGGUUACGAUUCUGGUAACAAUGGUGGCGGUUAUAGCUCUGGAAAUGUGGGCGGUAAUGAUGCUGGCAACUCAGGUGGUGGCUAUAACUCAGGCAAUAUGGGUGGUAAUUCUGGUGGUUACGAUUCCGGUAACACUGGUGGCGGUUAUAGCUCUGGAAAUAUCGGUGGUGAUUCCGAUGGUUACGAUUCUGGUAGCUCGGGUGGUGGCUAUAACUCGGGAAAUGUGGGCGGUAGUUCUGGUGGUUACGAUUCUGGUAGCUCGGGUGGUGGCUAUAGCUCUGGAAAUGUGGGCGGUAGUUCUGGUGGUUACGAUUCUGGUAACUCGGGUGGUGGCUAUAGCUCUGGAAAUGUGGGCGGAGACGGGGGUGACAAUUUUGUUGGUGGUGGUGGCUAUAAUUCAGGAAGCUCAAGCGGUGGUGACUAUGGCUCUGAAAAUAACGGCAAUGGAAAUGGGGACCAUUAUGAUUCUGUUAGUGCUGGAAGCAGUGGACAUUCAAGUACUGGAAAUACCGGCAGUUUUGAUGAUGCUACUUCAGUCGGAAAUAGUUAUACGGGCGGAAAUGGUGAUGCUUACAAUUCUGGCAGUUCUGUGGGUGGAGAAGAUGGACAUGGAGCAAAUGAUGUUGAUCUUGGCUUUCAAAGCGAUUUCAAUGAUGAUUACAAUAAUGGUGGCGACAAUUCCGGUGAUGGUUUUGAUUCCGGAUUCAAUGAUGGUGGCGGAUCCUCGGGUUAUGGAGGAAAUAAUCAUCAAUCUAACUUUAAUAGUGGAUCAUCCGGUUUCUCAUCAGAUGGAUCUUCAUCCGGUUACAGCGGUGGAUCAGCAUCUGAUGGUGGUUUUGGCAAUAAUGAUGCGACUUACGGUGGUGGUGGUGGUGGUGGAUCAAAUGCAAAUAGUGGUUCAAACGAUUAUCGAAGUUCGUCAGCUCAGAUAUCCGGACCGAAUAAUUUCCAAAAUCCACGUAGUACAGUAUUUGAAGAUAACAAAGGUUAUGAUGAUGAACAAAAUAUUGUUGAACAAACAACCGGUGAAGAUGAUUCUAGUGAAACAUUUGUCGGUGGUAUACCGAUGAAUACGAUCAAAGAAUUAGUGAAUGAAGCCAUUACAGCUGCUGAACAUCAUAAACGCCAUAUGUCACAAUCGAUACAUUCAAUAAAAUCGAAUCAAAAACAUUAUGGUUCCGGUGAAUCGGUCAUUUGGAAUGAUCAUCAUCAACAACAACAACAACAGAUUGAUACAAAAUUUAAUCAAGUUGAAGAUAAUUCAAAUGAAGAUAGCCAAAGUCAAGAAUAUGAAGGCCAUGCAUCUAAUCGUAAUCCAGUUGUCAAUCAUCCGGUUGUGAAACAUGUACUAAAUGAAAUUGAAAAUAAUCCAAAUUUUCUGGAUGGAGCACGUGAAUUGGUACCACAUCCGAAAACAACAAUAGUAACAACAACAACAUCAUUAUCGCCGCCAUCGUCAUUGUCUGCCACAAGAAGAAAAACUGCAAGUCGAUCCAGAACAUUUGAACAGAAAAUUUCUGCAUCAACACCACGUAUGAAUAAAAUUUUUCCACAACUAUCAACAACACGUACAACACCGAUACCAACAACAACAUCAAGAAGACCAUCGCCUAUUCGAUCACAGCCACGAAAGAAAACCUUACCGGAACAAUCAUCAUCAUCAUCAUCAUCAUCAACAACAACAUCGGUAACAACAUCAAAUCCAAUAUUUAAUAUUGAAACAACAAUGCCAAUAAUGCAACCGAUAACAAAACCAUUGAAAAGUCAUCAUCAUCAUCAUCAUCAUCCACAUCAAUCAAAUUCAUCUAAUCGAAAUCAUCAUCAAAAUAAUCGUCAAAAUCGAACAAGACCACAGAAAAAUUUAAGUAAUUUAUUGAAAAAAGGUUUUUUCAAUUCAAUGGCUAAAUAUGGUGAUGCUCAUAAUAAUAAUAAUAACAACAACAACAAUAACAAUAAGAAUAAUAGCAACCAGAAUCAGAAUCAGAACCAGAAUCACAAUAAUCGUAAUACACGAAUAUUUAGAAAUUCAUGAUGAUUGAAAAAUUGAUUGUUUUUUUUUUUUUUUGUUCGAUCAAAUUCUAAUUUGAUGAUUUUUUUUCUCAUUCGUUCUGUCUUUACCCACAGUUCAUGUACAUAGCCAAUUGAUUAAUUAAUUGAUUUUUUUUUUGCAUCAUCAAAUUCGAAUGAUAGUAGUAUUUUUAUUUGGU